This is a messenger RNA of Symphalangus syndactylus (siamang), 3273 nucleotides long. It is a transcript of the gene MAD1L1, whose product is annotated as mitotic arrest deficient 1 like 1. Lineage: Eukaryota; Metazoa; Chordata; Mammalia; Primates; Hylobatidae. Gene Ontology annotation, biological process: mitotic spindle assembly checkpoint signaling; attachment of mitotic spindle microtubules to kinetochore. The record is from RefSeq and is a predicted model, not a curated record. Gene Ontology annotation, cellular component: kinetochore; mitotic spindle; nuclear envelope.
GAAAGAAGUCAGUCUGUCCCCAGAUGCUCUCUGGGCCAGGGCGGGUGUCCAGCUUGCUGGGCGGAGACUCCCCUGCCUGCCUCCAACUAGUGCUGAGUGGGGGGAGGGCUGUGCCACCCUGGCCCGGGAUGUGUGCUGCACCUGUCAAGUACUGGGAGUUGGGCCUCUUGAAUGUUCACCUGUUCUUGAUAGUUUUUGAUGAAAACCAAGGCUCUUUACUGCUGGGACCUCUUGGUUGUGGAGCUUUUAGAAAAUGAGUAACAUUUCCACUCCAAAGAUGCUGUUUUACAGCUUCUCCAGCUCGCUCCUGGGCGGCUCCAUGCUGUCUCCUAAAGGAAAAGUUCACAUGGGCCCAGAUCCCUUGGGCACUGUGUGGGCUCCUGGAACACAGGCUAAGCUGGCCCCUGUGCACAGCUCAGAUGCUGACCCCAAAGCCCUGGCUUUGCAGGUGCACCUCAGACAGGGGACACUCCAAAAUGUUCUCACAUGGCUUUUCAGCCAGAGCUGUCUGCUUCCUCUGGCAGAGGGGACAUCUAGCCCUGCUGCAUGGUCAGGCACAGUGUGUUUCUGUGGAGCAAGCUCUAGGACCUUCCUCCGUGUUCCCUUCUCUUCCAACACCGUGUCUGCUAGUGUGUGAGCUUCUAGGCAAGAUGCGUGAGGUGCACGUGGCACAGAUGUGUGGGUACAACCCUUGGAGGAUUCACUCUCUAGUGGGGCCGGGCAGUAGCACCAAACCAGCACCUGCCACCCACCUCAACAGAGGUGGACGCCGUGGUGAUGCUGCAGAAGGGCUUUUCUCAGGAGGUGGCAUUCAUGUGGGGACCCAAGGAUUUCCCCUUUGUGAAAGCGUGUGUGGAAAACCACGGCGGAGGGAGAGAAGGCAGCUCGUCACAAAACGCUGCUGCAGUCACCCUUGCGGCCUGGAGCAGGAGGAGAUAGCGGCUUGGGCCCACAGGCCACAGCACAUGGGCUGACCACUGCGGGGGUUCAGGCAAGUGCAGCCUGACCCUGCCGCUGAGGAGAGGCCCUGGGAAGCAGAGGGGGUGAGGCUGUGUUCUUUCAGGGUGGCGGGACACCUUGGCUCCGUGAUCUUUGGGUGCGCGAUGACGUGCUGUGGUCCUGUGAUGCUGGAAGCUCAGAGCUUUCUGGAGGAGGAAGAGUGGGAGGGCUGGUCUGGGAGCUGGGCCUUUCUCUGGGAUCUCAGAUGUCCCUCAUUCUCUCUGGGUCUCAGUUCUCCUUUCUGCUAAGCUUUGGGCUCAGGCCUGAUGACCCUGAGUGCCUGCGAACGUGGCCUGAUGACCCCAGGUGCCUGUGAAUGUGCUGUGUUUGGGUGGCGCCCCAUUCAGGCCUGAUGACCCCGGGUGCCUGCGAACGUGCUGUGUUCGGGUGGCGCCCCCUUGAGUGCACCUUUUUGUUGGGCCCACUCCCCAGUUCUGGGUCGGGGCUGGGGAGUGACAUCAGCUCACACCGGCUAGGCGGGCAGCACUUUGGGUUGGUCCUGCGUGCGUGGCCUGGGUGGGUUACAAGUGUGGCCCCCACAGAGGGCAGCCCCGCCCGGCCUUGUCUGAAGCUCAUCCAGUGGGAACCUCCUGGUUUCUUAAGUGAAGCCAGCAGUUGGAAGCUGAUGGAAGAGUUCCCUUUACAGGUCACAUGUGUGCCUGAGUGUUUUUGUGUGCUGGGUCUGGCCUGCAGCCUGAUGUUCUGUGACCCACGCGACACUGGUGCUGCUGCCCACCAUCCCCUCUUAGUGCCAGGGCUCCCAGCCGUGAUGAGGAGUUACAUGCAGUCACUGGAUGUCUGGUGUGGUUUUCGUCCCUGUGGGGCUCCCUCAUGGUCUAGUGGAGCCCCGCAGCCUCCUGGGAAGUCUGUGCCCAUCUUCCUUCCUGCCGUUCCUCUUUGAUGGCCACCCCGGCCCGCCCAGGGCAGGAAGUUUCUGUUCUUCUCUGCUCUGCUUUGCAGGUGGAGAGCCUCUGGCACUUUCUGGCCUGCACCAGCCUCACCCCGACCCUGCUGUGCUCGUGGGCCUGCUCUGUGUUAGCAAGAAGGAGCGGGACGGUAUGCGGGCCAUCCUGGGGUCCUACGACAGCGAGCUGACCCCGGCCGAGUACUCGCCCCAGCUGACGCGGCGCAUGCGGGAGGCUGAGGAUAUGGUGCAGAAGGUGCACAGCCACAGCGCCGAGAUGGAGGCUCAGCUGUCACAGGCCCUGGAGGAGCUGGGAGGCCAGAAGCAAAGAGCAGACAUGCUGGAGAUGGAGCUGAAGAUGCUAAAGUCUCAGUCCAGCUCUGCCGAACAGAGCUUCCUGUUCUCCAGGGAGGAGGUGGACACGCUCAGGUUGAAGGUCGAGGAGCUGGAGGGCGAGCGGAGUCGGCUGGAGGAGGAAAAGAGGAUGCUGGAGGCACAGCUGGAGCGGCGUGUGCUGCAGGGUGACUAUGAUCAGAGCAGGACCAAAGUGCUGCACAUGAGCCUGAACCCCACCAGUGUGGCCAGGCAGCGCCUGCGCGAGGACCACAGCCAGUUGCAGGCGGAGUGCGAGCGACUGCGCGGGCUCCUGCGCGCCAUGGAGAGAGGAGGCACCGUCCUAGCCGACCUUGAGGCUGCCGCCGCAAGUCUGCCAUCGUCCAAGGAGGUGGCAGAGCUGAAGAAGCAGGUGGAGAGCGCCGAGCUGAAGAACCAGCGGCUCAAGGAGGUUUUCCAGACCAAGAUUCAGGAGUUCCGCAAGGCCUGCUACACACUCACCGGCUACCAGAUCGACAUCACCACAGAGAACCAGUACCGGCUGACCUCACUGUACGCCGAGCACCCGGGCGAUUGCCUCAUCUUCAAGGCCACCAGCCCCUCGGGCUCCAAGAUGCAGCUACUGGAGACGGAGUUCUCGCACACGGUGGGCGAGCUCAUCGAGGUGCACCUGCGGCGCCAGGACAGCAUCCCCGCCUUCCUCAGCUCGCUCACCCUCGAGCUCUUCAGCCGCCAGACCGUGGCCUAGCCUGCAGCCUCGGGGCAUAGCCGGAGCCACGCUGCUUGGCCUGACCUGCAGGUCCCCUGCCCUGCCAGCCGCAGGCUGGGUGCACGUCCUGCCUCUCCAGCCCCACAGGGCAGCGGCAUGACUGAGACACACUGGGACCUAUGUCCGGCUUCCUGCUGGGGCAACCAGCACCCUCCCCACGUGCAGACCCCAUGCGGCCCGGAGCCUGGUGUGUGGGUGUCGGCCACCAGCCCGGGUUCCUACAGCCCAGGUUCCUCACCUUGUGAAAUAAAGUCUUCUCCCCCAGACA